AUGGCCUCCAGACUCCCCGACGACCUCUUCAUAACGCUGUUGAGGUCUGCGUAUGGCAAUGCACGGCAUAGCUUGGCCAGCCGCAGGCCCGCCAGAGCUCCGAAGCUCCCCGCCGACGCCGCCGCCAGUCGACGACAACUCAGUUGCCUGACCCUGGGUCGCACACGCGCAAUUGGCCCAGCACAGGUACGACUUCUGUCCGCCUUGCAGCGCGGGAGGCGAGGGUAUGCGGCGGUCGACUCCACCAAGCGCGCGGGGCCGCACUUCGAGCAGAAGCCGCGCCAGAUAGCCAUCCUGGGCGGCGGCGUCACUGGCCUCACGGCGGCUCACUACCUGGCCAGACAUGCCACCAACGCGCACAUCACCCUCUACGAAGCCAGUGACCGCCUUGGCGGCUGGGUCGACGGCAGGCGGACGCCGAUAGACGAUGGCGCGGGCGGCGAGGUUCUGAUGCAGCGCGGGCCGCGUAUGCUGAGGUCCGGCGCCACCUCCAACAAGUACGACGACCUCGUGUUCUACGAUGUGGUUGCAAACCUCAAGCUCCAGAGCAAAGUCAAACACCCCAAAGCGGCCGCCGGCACACGCUACAUCUACUACCCCGACCACCUUGUCCAGCUUCCCGAGCCAAAGCUAACGUUUGAAAACAUCACGAAAACGCUACGGUCGCUCUUCAGUGAGCCGAUAUGGACCGGCUGCAUGAGUGCAUUCUGGAGGUGGCAAUCUUAUUUCAACUCCACCCCAGAGGAAAUCGAGAGCCGGAGGCUCGGCGCUGGCAGCCUGAACUCGGCCUUCAAUACGGACGAGUCCGUCAGCGAGUUCCUGGGCCGGAUAUUUGCUGACCCUGACGCGCCUCCCAUCAAGAACCUUGUCUCGGGUAUGCUUCAUGGCAUAUAUGGCGGUGAUGUGGCCAAGCUCAGCGCUAAGCACACCAUCUUUGACAGGUUCUGGUACCAGAGCAAGUAUCCUCUGCAUGAGGGCUUCCUCUGGUUUGCGCUCAAGGACUUCUACCUGCAGUACGACAUGUUGGACGGACCAAACAGCCGUCAGAUCAUCGAGAUGGCCGAGGCUGCGAGGAGCCACAAUCUGAUGGCUUUCGAGGACGGCCUGAUUACUCUCGUUGAUGCGCUAUCUGCGGAUCUGAAGGGCCGGAAAAACGUCACCAUCAAAACCAACACCCCGGUCUCGUCCUUGGAGUACAAGGGCGGCCGCGUCGAGAUCUUAAGCGACAACGGUGAACGGGUUCGAUACGAUCAGGCGCUGAGCACACUGUUCUCGGGCCAGCUGGCCGACUUGGCAAAGCCCGCCAAUUCUCUUCCAUCGCUCGCCGCUACCGAGGCCGUCUCGAUCCAGGUUGUAAACCUCUGGUACCCUGAUGCGGACUUGUUGAGCCAGAACCCGGGCUUUGGCUACCUCAUUCCUCAAUCUGUCGACCCCGAGCAGAAUCCGGAGUGCGCACUUGGCGUUCUCUUCGAUUCUGACAUUGAAACCGGCAAGGACGAGACCAAGGGAACCAAGCUAACUGUCAUGCUUGGAGGCCAUUACUGGAGCGAUUGGCCUGUACUGCCUACCGAGGAGAUGGGCAUUGCCAUGGCGCGGGCCGUUGUCGAGCGCCAUCUCGGUAUUUCGCCGGACGAACAUGUCGUCGCUGGUGCGAAGCUCUGCCGCGACUGCAUACCGCAGCAUACUGUGGGCCACUUCGACCGUCUGCGCAAGGCCCACUAUGAGCUGGAGGCUGCGUUCAAAGGCAAGCUGACCGUCGCCGGCCCAAGCUACACUCAAGUUGGCGUGAUUCCAGCCAUGCGCUCGGGCUACGACGCGGGCAUGCGCAUCGCAAAGGGCCACGGACAACCAUGGUUCCGGCAUCCGGAGAAGGACAAGGGGAUGUGGGGCCACCACAACCUGUUGCUCAAGCAAAUACGGGAGAGGACCGGUCAAGCACCCGAGAUCAUGGAUCAUAUCGGGACCACGGGCCUGGAGUGGGCUACCGAGAGCCCGGCUUCGCAGAUGACGCAGGGCGAGCAGCAGUUCCUCUGGUUCAAGACGUGGACCAAGGAGAGCGAGAGGUUCCUGGACGGUCAGGGGAAGUGGAAGCCCGAUGACCAGAAUCCCAUGAGGCAUACUCUUCUCCCCAGCCCAGACAAGACAGAGAAGCAGGCUCCCCAGAAGUAG
Messenger RNA from Neoarthrinium moseri, 2169 nucleotides. RefSeq lists its product as uncharacterized. Gene Ontology annotation, molecular function: protoporphyrinogen oxidase activity, oxygen as acceptor. Lineage: Eukaryota; Fungi; Ascomycota; Sordariomycetes; Amphisphaeriales; Apiosporaceae. The record is from RefSeq and is a predicted model, not a curated record. The transcript is spliced from 3 exons. Gene Ontology annotation, biological process: heme biosynthetic process. Bases 1 to 2169 code for a protein of 722 amino acids. Gene Ontology annotation, cellular component: mitochondrial inner membrane.